GGACAGGAGCUCGGUGGCCCGGCGGCCGGGAGCCGGAGGAGGCUGUGGGAGGUGGUGGCGGCGGCGGCGCGGAGGAGGAGGCGGAGGAGAAGCGGUAGAGUGGAGGACACAAGGGCAGGCCAGUCGCAUGCGCCCCCUUUAAGUGGCACCUGCUGCACCAGCACCCCCAGCGCAGCCUGCCAGUGCCCCCUACCCACUGUGGGAGGCAGCAUGGUCUGGGGUCACCAUGGGACCCGACAGAGUGACUGCGCGGGAGCUGUGUGAGAACGACGACCUGGCCACCAGCCUGGUCCUGGACCCCUACCUGGGCUUCCGCACCCAUAAGAUGAAUGUCAGCCCUGUGCCGCCUUUGCGGCGACAGCAGCAUCUGCGCUCAGCGCUGGAGGCCUUCCUGAGGCAGCGGGACCUGGAGGCCGCGUUCCGGGCCCUGACACGGGGAGGCUGGAUGACCCACUACUUCCAGAGCCGGGGCCCACGGCAGGAGGCCGCCCUCAAGACCCACAUCUACCGCUACCUCCGCGCCUUCCUACCUGAGAGUGGCUUCACCAUCCUGCCCUGUACCCGCUAUUCCAUGGAGACCAACGGUGCCAAGAUAGUGUCCACGCGGGCUUGGAAGAAGAAUGAGAAGCUGGAACUGCUGGUGGGUUGCGUCGCUGAGCUGCGUGAGGCGGAUGAGGGGCUGCUGCGGGCCGGUGAGAACGACUUCAGCAUCAUGUACUCCACCCGAAAGCGCAGUGCACAGCUGUGGCUCGGUCCGGCAGCCUUCAUCAACCAUGACUGCAAGCCCAACUGCAAGUUUGUACCCACAGAUGGAAAUGCUGCCUGUGUGAAGGUGCUGCGAGACAUCGAGCCGGGCGAUGAGGUGACCUGCUUCUAUGGCGAUGGCUUCUUCGGGGAAAAGAACGAACACUGUGAAUGUUACACCUGUGAGAGGAAAGGCGAGGGUGCUUUCAGGUUGCAUCCGCGGGAGCCCCAGCCGUCUCGGCCCCCAGACAAAUACGAGCUGCGGGAGACCAAGCGUCGGCUGCAAGGCCUCCUGGGCCCCCGAGCCUGCACCCACCUGUCCUCACGGCAUGGGCACCGCGAUUCCUGCAUGGUCUGCCAGCCUUUGCGGUCCUUGUCCUGCAGCUGCCGCCCUGACACCUCCCCACUCUGGCUCCAGUGGCUGCCACAGCCCCAGCUUCUGGUGCAGCCCCGGAAUUACCGGCGUCCCCGAAAGUGCCGGCGCUCCCAGCCCCAGCGGGCCACCACGGCACUCCCUGUUCUCCCAGCCACCCGCGUCUCCCUGCAUCCAUGGGGAGGUUGUGGGCCCCAUUGCCGCCUGCAGGGUGAGGCCCGGGUAGCCCUGACCCGAGCGGCCAUUCCCAGCUGGACCCCACAGCACGACUGGCACUGGGCACGGCGCUAUGGACUGCCUUAUGUGCUGCGCGUGAACCUGAGCCGGGCUGGGCCCACAUCCACCAUCCCUACACCUGCCAGCUACCCGGUCCCUGUUCCUGUCCCUAAGCAGGCCCUGGCCUUUGCCCCCUUCUCCCCACCCAAGCGCCUGCGACUGGUGGUCAGCCACGGCUCCAUUGACCUGGAUGUCCACGGUGAGGGUCCUUGACAGCUAUGCCAGGAGGCCCUUGCUCUGGGUCUUGGUGGAGCAAAAGCCACUGGAGGGAGCCUACCCUGACCCCAGCACAGCUCUGAGCCACUGGUGGCAGUUGCUGGAGAGACCCCAGCUCUGCCCCUGUCCUCCUGUGACUGCUGACCCCAGCAGCGGGGACCUCUGGCUAGGCUGCCCUCCCCAGGGAGCAAAGCCAUAGGGGCAGGGCUGGCAAGAACUCCCUAGAGACUGUCUUAGGGGGGCAGGGCUGGGGUGUCAGGGUGCAUCUGCAGCACCCCUGGCAGGUCUCAGGGAGGCUGGUGCUGACCUCAUCUUUCUUAUGGUGCUGUCCCUGGUGCUACUGGGGUGUGGGGGCUUGGAAGCAUUUGAACUUUUUAUUAAAACCUUGUUAU
Molecule: messenger RNA, 2001 nt
Organism: Sorex fumeus (smoky shrew)
Lineage: Eukaryota; Metazoa; Chordata; Mammalia; Eulipotyphla; Soricidae
Gene: KMT5C
Product: lysine methyltransferase 5C
Exons: 9
Coding region: 227-1606 (459 amino acids)
Cellular component (GO): nucleus
Molecular function (GO): histone H4K20 methyltransferase activity; protein binding
Source: RefSeq, a predicted model, not a curated record